This is a messenger RNA of Micromonas pusilla CCMP1545, 876 nucleotides long. RefSeq lists its product as uncharacterized. Lineage: Eukaryota; Viridiplantae; Chlorophyta; Mamiellophyceae; Mamiellales; Mamiellaceae. The transcript has a single exon. The record is from RefSeq and is a predicted model, not a curated record. The annotation marks the transcript as partial. Gene Ontology annotation, biological process: DNA replication initiation. Gene Ontology annotation, cellular component: nucleolus. Gene Ontology annotation, molecular function: chromatin binding.
GAGAAGUCGCUGGAACGCGACAUGUCCGAAGCCGCGGGGAGGAUGGACAACGCCGCGAAGCGUAAGCUCCAAUCGAAGAUGCUCUUGGCGACGUUCGAGAUGUAUUUCCGCGUCCUCAAAAACGCGGCGUCGCCCGUCCCGGCGAAACGUUUGCCGCUGAUGACCCCGGCGUUGAUAGGCCUCGGAAAGUUUACGCACCUCAUCUCGGUGAACUUCAUGGAAGAUUUGAUGGAAGUGUUUCGUAAACUUCUCGCGGGCGACGCGCUGAGCGCGGACCAAAAAGCGAGGACGCUCCUGUGCGCGUGCGAAAUCUUGAGCGGCCACGGCGAAGCCCUGCACGUGGACACCGGGGAGUUUCACCGACAGCUGUACGCGAUGUUAGCCAAGCCGAGCGACUGGACCGGCGGCGGCGACGACGACGCGAAACUCGACGCCGGCGCGUUGCGCAUCAAGACGCUUCAAAGGUUUCUCGCGGGGUACAAACAAGUCGACCAGAACCGCGUCGCGGCGUUCGCGAAGAGGCUCGCCGGGACCGCGCUCGCAUCGGAAGCGGGCGAGGCUGUCGGCGCGCUGGGCGUCGCGCGGCAGCUCCUCGCGGCCUAUCCCAAGACGCGGUGUCUCCUCGAAAACGAAAAAGUCGGCGUCGGCGCGUUCGAUCCAAAUCUGGACGACCCGGAGACGUGCGUCGGGCUCGCCGCGGUGCUGUGGGAUCUGUCGCUGCUGCGGUCGCACUACCACCCCGCGGUCGCGGCCGCCGCGAGCGAGGUGGCGGGGAUGCCGCUUCAAGGCGCGGUGGCGACCGCGCUCGGAAGCCACGCGCCCGCCGAGUUGGCGCGACUGCAUAGCACGACGCGGGGGACGUUCCGACCCGCGAUU